Molecule: messenger RNA, 267 nt
Organism: Suillus clintonianus
Lineage: Eukaryota; Fungi; Basidiomycota; Agaricomycetes; Boletales; Suillaceae
Exons: 2
Source: RefSeq, a predicted model, not a curated record
CAGGUUCGGUUUUCGUUAACUUCUUCUUCUGUAUUUUCUCGUACCGACAUGGUCACGGACUCCGACAAUUUCUACCAUAGCAUUCUUGACCUGUUGGAGGAUCCUGAUGAGCAUGAGGAAGUAGCUGACCUCAUGAUGUGGUGGACACGUCGGGUUUUUCCUAAUUCGUCAUCUUCACAGCGCUGUACCAGCAAAAACAGCGCACUGUCAAAAAUUCGGGAAAAACGCGCUGCCUUACAAGAACGAGCCACUGCCGACACUACUUAA